Adineta steineri is the source of this 615-nucleotide messenger RNA. The record is from the annotation of a GenBank genome assembly. Lineage: Eukaryota; Metazoa; Rotifera; Eurotatoria; Adinetida; Adinetidae.
AUGUAUCAAAGAAAUCAAUAUCCUGAUUUUGCAAAUUAUCCCUAUGUACCACCAGUAGAUCCAUCAAAACCAGUAAAUCCAUUAACUUCAAUAAAUUCAAUGUCUUCACGAUCAAAUUUCCAGUAUGAUUUCACUCCGCAACGUACUGUCCCAAGUUUUUAUUCUACCACAACACUUAUUCCAACAUAUACUUCGGAAUGUUUUCAACGUUUAUAUCAAGCACCAACAUCACUUAAUAAUUUAGCUGAUCCAGGAUGGGCAUAUGAUGAUAUAUCUCCACCUGUAAAUUAUCAAGCUAAUCUUAAUGCUAUGGAAGAUGGAUCUUUACCAACAAAUCCUAUUUUACGUUCAUCAGUGAGUGAUACACGUCUUGCAACAGCUAGUACAAUGCGUGAACAAUUAUUAACAGAUAUUCUUCGUGAUAUGGGUGAUAUUAAUGAAGAAAUAUCUUCAAUGGAAGGACAUUUCUCAAAAUCACGUCAAGAGCCAUUGGGUUAUGCACCUGUUAUAAAUGAUGAUCUACCUGAACCUAAUCUUAACUUUGAACAAAGUAGAUACUUAUCAAGACCCAGUCAGAACUAUAAUGAUCUACAAAUCAAUUCAAAUUGGAAUUAA